UUUUUUUUUUUUGGUUCUUUUUUUUCGGAGCUGGGGACCAAACCCAGGGCCUUGCGCUUCCUAGGCAAGCGCUCUACCACUGAGCUAAAUCCCCAACCCCCACUAGAAGCUUUUUAUGGCCACUGCUAACCUCCUGUGGGCAUUUGUAAGCAAGGGUCCUAAGUUUCCCAUUGCCACAGACAGCCCUAGCAGUAAAUCCCUGCAGACAGCCUGAAGCCCCUACCUGGAAAAUUUCUUCAGUAUCAGAAGGGGUUCAAGGAGAUGCUGAGGCCACUGUUUAUUUGGACAUGAGCAGAAGUUCUUCAGAGUAUCCCAGGUCCAGUACGCCUGCCCAUCUCCCUAGGAUUCAGAGCCCCUUAUGGAUCAGAGCAUUUGUCCUUGUCCUGAUCACCCGCCUUACUGCCCCAUCCCUUGGCUUAUUUCAGCACCACGCCGCGGACAGCUCCCGGGCGCUAGCCUCUUGGAGGAGGAGCGUUGAGCUGUGGGAGAGGGAGGACUAGAGAGGGAGGGGAGGGCAGACACUGGAGGACGGGCGGGGCCCCGACAGCCCUCCCCGGGGGCGGCGCCCACCCUAGCCCGACGCUGUUGAGCCCCAGAACUGCCGGAGACGCCAGGAGCCAGGGCGCGAGUAACUCCCAGCAAGUGCUGUUACGGAAAGAUGCCAGUCCGCAGGGGCCACGUUGCUCCCCAAAACACUUACUUGGACACCAUCAUCCGCAAGUUUGAAGGCCAGAGUCGGAAGUUCCUGAUUGCCAAUGCGCAGAUGGAGAACUGUGCCAUCAUUUACUGCAACGAUGGCUUCUGCGAACUCUUUGGCUACUCCCGUGUGGAGGUGAUGCAGCGGCCCUGUACUUGUGAUUUCCUCACGGGCCCGAACACUCCAAGCAGUGCUGUGUCCCGCUUGGCUCAGGCCCUGCUCGGGGCUGAAGAGUGCAAGGUGGACAUCCUCUACUAUCGCAAGGACGCCUCCAGCUUCCGCUGCCUGGUGGAUGUGGUCCCCGUGAAGAAUGAGGACGGGGCAGUCAUCAUGUUUAUCCUCAAUUUCGAGGACCUGGCCCAGCUUCUGGCCAAGAGCAGCAGCCGCAGCCUGACCCAACGGUUGUUGUCACACAGCUUCCUGGGUUCUGAGGGCUCUCACAGCAGGCCGAGUGGACAGGGGCCUGGCCCAGGCAGGGGCAAAUACAGAACCGUCAGCCAGAUUCCGCAGUUCACACUCAACUUCGUGGAGUUCAACCUGGAGAAGCACCGCUCAGGCUCCACCACGGAGAUUGAGAUCAUCGCUCCGCACAAGGUGGUGGAGCGGACACAGAAUGUCACUGAAAAAGUCACCCAGGUCCUGUCCCUAGGUGCAGAUGUGCUGCCAGAGUACAAGCUACAAGCACCGCGUAUCCACCGAGGCACCAUUCUGCACUACAGCCCCUUCAAGGCCGUGUGGGACUGGCUCAUCUUGCUCUUAGUCAUCUAUACAGCGGUCUUCACGCCCUACUCUGCCGCCUUUCUACUCAGCGACCAGGACGAAUCACAGCGCGGUACCUGUGGCUAUACCUGCAGCCCGCUCACCGUGGUGGACCUCAUCGUGGAUAUCAUGUUUGUCGUGGACAUCGUCAUCAACUUCCGAACCACCUACGUCAACACUAAUGAUGAGGUGGUCAGCCACCCACGACGCAUCGCUGUCCACUAUUUCAAGGGCUGGUUCCUCAUUGACAUGGUGGCUGCCAUCCCCUUUGACCUGCUUAUCUUCCGCACUGGCUCAGAUGAGACCACCACCUUGAUUGGGUUACUGAAGACGGCGCGCCUCCUGCGGCUGGUGCGCGUGGCCCGGAAGCUGGACCGCUAUUCUGAAUACGGGGCCGCGGUACUCUUCCUGCUCAUGUGUACUUUCGCGCUCAUUGCGCACUGGCUGGCCUGUAUCUGGUACGCCAUCGGCAACGUGGAGCGACCCUACUUGGAGCCCAAGAUCGGCUGGCUGGACAGCCUGGGUGCACAGCUUGGCAAGCAGUAUAAUGGCAGCGACCCAGCCUCAGGACCCUCUGUCCAGGACAAGUAUGUCACCGCCCUCUACUUCACCUUCAGCAGCCUUACCAGUGUGGGCUUUGGCAACGUGUCACCCAACACCAACUCUGAGAAGGUCUUCUCUAUCUGCGUCAUGCUCAUUGGCUCCCUUAUGUACGCCAGCAUCUUUGGCAACGUGUCGGCCAUCAUCCAACGCCUGUACUCGGGCACUGCCCGCUACCACACGCAGAUGCUGCGUGUCAAGGAGUUCAUCCGCUUCCACCAGAUCCCCAACCCACUGCGGCAGCGCCUGGAAGAGUAUUUCCAGCACGCCUGGUCCUACACCAACGGCAUUGACAUGAACGCGGUGCUGAAGGGCUUCCCUGAGUGCCUGCAGGCGGACAUCUGCCUGCACCUGCACCGCGCUCUGCUGCAGCACUGCCCCGCCUUCCGGGGCGCCAGCAAGGGGUGCCUGCGCGCGCUCGCGGUCAAGUUCAAGACCACGCACGCGCCGCCUGGGGACACGCUGGUGCACCUGGGCGACGUGCUCUCCACGCUCUACUUCAUCUCCCGCGGCUCCAUCGAGAUCCUGCGCGAUGAUGUGGUCGUGGCCAUUCUAGGGAAGAAUGACAUCUUUGGGGAGCCUGCCAGUCUUCAUGCCAGGCCAGGCAAAUCUAGCGCAGAUGUGCGCGCCCUGACCUACUGCGACCUGCAUAAGAUCCAUCGAGCAGACCUGCUGGAGGUGCUGGACAUGUACCCUGCCUUUGCAGACACCUUCUGGAAUAAGCUGGAGGUCACCUUCAACCUGCGGGACUCUUGUCCUUUGCACGUGAUUCUCCUUAUGGCCAUUAUCUUAAUGAAUAAACCGACCACCAGAGAGGAUGGGGGUCUCCAGUCAACACCCCGACAGGCCCCAGGCCACCAAGACCCCCAAGGCUUCUUCCUCAAUGACAGUCAGUCAGGUGCCGCCCCUUCCUUGAGCAUUUCAGACACAUCUGCACUUUGGCCUGAAUUGCUACAGCAAAUGCCCCCAAGUCCCCCAAACCCACGACAGGACCUGGAUUGCUGGCCUCGGGAGCUAGGCUUUAAGUUAGAACAGCUCCAAGCCCAGAUGAACAGAUUGGAGUCCCGUGUGUCAUCAGACCUCAGCCGCAUCCUACAGCUGCUUCAGCACCCGCAGGGUCGCCCCAGCUACAUCUUGGGAGCCUCUGCCUCCAGUGACCUGGCCUCAUUUCCUGAAACUUCAGUGACUCGGAGUUCAGAGUCUACACUUCUGGUGGGACAUGUGCCCUCUGCUCAGACCCUAAGCUACGGUGACUUGGACGACCAUAUUCAGACACCCAGGAAUUUCUCCCCCAGGACACCUCACGUGGCCAUGGCAAUGGACAAAACUCUGGUGCCAUCCUCAGAACAAGAGCAACCUGGGGGUCUCCUGUCACCUCUAGCCUCACCUCUGCGUCCCCUGGAAGUACAGGGACUGGGUGGUUCCCGCGUCCCCUCCCUCCCUGAACACCUCAGCUCAGUUCCCAAGCAGCUAGAGUUCCAGAGACACGGUUCCGAUCCUGGAUUCACAAGGAGUUAGGGCCUUUAGACCCCAGGGUAAAAGCUACCAUGAGGGAAUUUAAGUACAGUGAGGUGAGAGUUAAGCCCCCUUCGGGGGAGGGCCAGGCAGCUCUCCCAUAAAACUCUGAAAACCAUUUCCUCAGAGAAACUGUAGACCGCUGAGCCAGUGACCAGGAUGAUCUGAGCAAAGAGGCUCAGGACUUGGCCCGGGCUCCUUGGGACCCCUGUAGUCAGCAAGCCAGGCAGAGGUUUGCUCAGAGGUAGCUUACAGGAUGCCAGUGGAGAAUACAGAUGCUUCAGAUCUCUGGGAGGGUCUUGCUUGGGGCCGCAUGUGGUUGGCUCCCAGCUCAGAACCACCUUCUGCCUCAAAAGCCCAGACCCAAGGCCAGGUUUGACCAGACCUUUACCAAAAGCCUCUAUCUAAUAUGGCUGGAAUUAGAGGUGUCCUCUGUGGUGGACAUAAAAGACAGGGAGCUGCAGCCCUCAGCCCCUCUUCCCCUGAGACUCUCAUAACAGUAUCUGGGACAUGCAGACAUAGCUAAUAAAGUCUUGAACAUUUCAUGUUGGGUUAGAUGUGUAAUUUUCCUAGAUAUCCUCAGGUCUGUGCCUAUGCUGAGGCCUUCUCCAAACCCUUCCCACAUCCAGUCUGUUGGAGACGUGAGGGUUGUCUCAGCUGAGCUCAGGGUUUCCAAAGCCUGAAGGGAAACAGAUUCAGCCUAAGUGUUCAUAAAGAAUCAUGGCCACUUUCAGUGUUUGUUCAGCAUUCCACCAUUCUGUCCUGCACAUAGCUGUUCUGUUAACCCUCGAAAGAGCCUUAGGAAAUCAUUUUUACUGUCCUCAUGAGAGGUCUUGGGUUGGUAGCAGAGUCUGUGGCACUUAGCAGAGCAUGAGCAAGCCUUCCGGGCAUGUCAGUAUUUGCUUUCUGGCGAUAUGUAUAUGAAUGUGUGCUGGUUGGAAAAACAUGCGCACCCCCAUAUGUAAAUGAUAUUUCAAUAAAAAGGUAAACUUAGCACACUAGAAAA
Rattus norvegicus (Norway rat) is the source of this 4577-nucleotide messenger RNA. It is a transcript of the gene Kcnh6, whose product is annotated as potassium voltage-gated channel subfamily H member 6. Lineage: Eukaryota; Metazoa; Chordata; Mammalia; Rodentia; Muridae. Gene Ontology annotation, molecular function: monoatomic ion channel activity; inward rectifier potassium channel activity; voltage-gated potassium channel activity. Gene Ontology annotation, cellular component: membrane; plasma membrane. The record is from RefSeq and is a predicted model, not a curated record. Gene Ontology annotation, biological process: monoatomic ion transport; transmembrane transport; potassium ion transport.